This is a messenger RNA of Bactrocera neohumeralis, 1445 nucleotides long. RefSeq lists its product as uncharacterized. The coding region runs from base 152 to 937 and encodes 261 amino acids. The record is from RefSeq and is a predicted model, not a curated record. Lineage: Eukaryota; Metazoa; Arthropoda; Insecta; Diptera; Tephritidae. The transcript has 2 exons.
UUACGAGAGCUACCACGUUGCAAUAAGUUUUUACCGUGUAACUUGUAAUAAAAUUGGGUUGCAUGCACGCCAAACGCACUUUAAGACACUUGAGUGCCUCAAAACCAACAGUAAGCCAUAAGCUUCGCAAAUAGAAAGUUAAGUGAAAACAAUGCUUUGGCAAAAGCUGCUGCUGAUCAAUCUUCAAAUAAUCCUCGCACUGCAGUGCAUCGCCACCAAUCCGGUCGAAGUGGACGUGGACGAACUGAAGGCGCAAAUUAGCAGUCAUCUGAGCUAUACAGCACGUCGGCUGGUACGCAUUCAACAGAAUGUCGACGAAAAGUAUGCUAUUGAAUUGGAGCAACUGUUGGCGCGUUAUUUAAAAGCCGCCAAUGCGGAGGAUCCGCUGGUCGAGGAGAAGCAGCUACUGGAGUACGAAGGGGAGCAACGGCAGGCGUUUAUGGCUUAUGUAAAUCUGCAGUAUGACGAGCAAUUCCUGAACGAGGACAUACGCGUACAAGAGUGGAGCAUGCGCACGCUGAUGUCGGAGUUGAGCGGUCCGUUGGCUGAGGAAAUCGAGAAAGUCUUGCCAGCUUAUGAGAGUGCUGUGAAGAUUGAUGAUUUCGACCAGAAAUAUACUGCUUUCACCGGCAUACAGGAGACAUUUUCGUCGGCGCUGUGGCAGCUCAUCGACGCGGAACCAGAGGAGGAAGCGGUGCUCAAUGUGCAGCUAAAGUUCUUUAAGGAGUUUUUGAUAUAUCUGCAGAAGCAGGAAGAUGCUGCGUCUUUCACCGGAAUGAUUAAAGAUACAUUAAAUAUUGUGGAUUCGGCGCUCACGAGUGCGGAUCUGAAGCAAAAGAUGGAUGUGCUAGACAGUUUUGAUGAUUUGACGACGAAAUUCCGGCGGUAUUUGGAUUAUAAGGUGCUGGAAUUUCAGUUCGAUCGAUUUGGACAGUGAAUUCGCGGUCUAGUGAUUUUGUGUUCAGUGUGUUAAGGAUAUUCGAAAAUAGUGUGUUAAAAAAUUGGAGCAUUGAUUCGGAGUAAUUAAAUUAAUUAAUCAAAAACAGUUAUUUUUUUUAAAUUGUCACAUGUUUUUUCUUGUGUAAUCAGAUUUAGUGUUCUGUAACACUGGGUCUGCCGUGCCGAGUUAACGAAUAUCAUCAAGCGAUUUUCAACAAUUUUCUAAUUACUAAGGGAAAUAAAAAGUUGCUAAAACAUUUUUCAAUGAAAAGUUUCGCCAAAAUAUGCACCAAAAGUUCAAACAAAUACUUAGAAAUAGUAAAAUAUAAUGAUUUAGAAAAUACAUAAAACGGAAAUAUUUUGUUUUACUUACACUUAAUAAUACCCUAUUGGUUGUGUACGAGCACAUAUAAUUAUUUCAAUGUAAGGUUACGAAAAUUUUCCAAUAAAAUAUAAAUAUUGGCAUAGUAGCUUAUAUUUUCAACCAAAUGGGUGACGCAAGUAUA